AUGUGUGAGAAUAUAGCAAGGCCAAAAGCACUAUUUAUAGUAUGGCUUCAACAACAUGACAUGCUACUCACAGCAACAAAGUUGAAAAAUUGGGGGAUUCAAGUUGAUACCAACUAUAUUAUGUGCAAACUGGUAGACGAAAGCAAGGAUCAUUUGUUUGCUGAAUAUGCAAUUGGCAUUGGUAGGCAAGUAUGGAGUAAACUAAUGAACUGGUUACAAAUUGCUUGGCCGGCAAUGAGUUUAUGGAGACAUAUGCAGCACUGGAUAGAGCAACAUACACAAGGGAAAACAAACCAUGGAAGACUUGUGAAGCUGGUGUAUGCAGAGUUUGUCUAUGCAAUUUGGAUUGAGAGGAAUAAUAGAAUAUUUGUCUAG
Nicotiana attenuata is the source of this 375-nucleotide messenger RNA. RefSeq lists its product as uncharacterized. NCBI's taxonomy places the organism in Eukaryota, Viridiplantae, Streptophyta, Magnoliopsida, Solanales, Solanaceae. Bases 1 to 375 code for a protein of 124 amino acids. The record is from RefSeq and is a predicted model, not a curated record. The transcript has a single exon.